Molecule: messenger RNA, 798 nt
Organism: Entamoeba dispar SAW760
Lineage: Eukaryota; Evosea; Mastigamoebida; Endamoebidae
Exons: 1
Coding region: 1-798 (265 amino acids)
Molecular function (GO): sequence-specific DNA binding
Source: RefSeq, a predicted model, not a curated record
AUGAAGUAUAUUCCAAAUUUUAUUGAAAAAGAUGUUGAAUAUAAAGCAUGUGAGGAGAAAAUUAGCACAGUAUUAGAACAUGUCUAUAAUUUAAAAUUUGUAUUACAAGUAAUAGAGUCAAAAGCAAAUUCAAGUGUAGACGAAGAAAGUUUUAAAGAAGCGAAAGACAAAAUGGAAAUAGUUCAAGAAAAGAUUGAUAAUUGUUAUGAGUUAAUUGAAAAAAUAGUAGGAGAAAAUGAAAUUUUAGCACAAAGAUAUUGUUAUUAUCCAUAUUUUUAUUCAAUUUUAAUUGAAGAUGAAUUAGUAAAUAAAGAAGUAUUUAAUGAGAAACUUGGUUCAGAAAAUAUUUAUUCGUUUAAAAUGAACAUAAAAGAAAGUGAAGAUAAUAUUCAUAGAACAACAACGAUUUACAUUAUUUGUAAAAAUGAUUCUACAAUUAAAAAAUUACAAUCAUUUGUAAAUGAUAUGUGUUGGAAUAUUCAAAAAGAAACUACUUAUCAAGAAUGGUUUGAUUCAAAAAUAAUGGAACGUACUUAUGGAACUGAUGUUUGUUAUUAUAGUAACCCUAAUGAUGAACACCACUCAAAAGAAUCUGAUAAUCAAACGUAUACUGAUUUAAUUGAAAAAGUUAUGGAACUUAAAUAUGACUUUCAAACUUCAAAGAAAAUUGUUCGAGUAUUAUCUAUUGAAAAUGAUAGUAUUUGUGAAAUUAAAGAACUACUAUUUUCAAAAGAUCUCAAAAAGAAAUCUGAAGAAAUUAUUACUGCAUUACAAGAUUUUGAUUAUUGGGUUGAAUAA